Molecule: messenger RNA, 612 nt
Organism: Aspergillus caelatus
Lineage: Eukaryota; Fungi; Ascomycota; Eurotiomycetes; Eurotiales; Aspergillaceae
Product: AAA-ATPase Vps4-associated 1 family protein
Exons: 4
Coding region: 1-612 (203 amino acids)
Biological process (GO): vacuolar transport
Cellular component (GO): endosome
Source: RefSeq, a predicted model, not a curated record
AUGAGUGGACUCUUUCAAAACAUCUACCAUCUCCGCCGGGUAGCAGACACCGCCGCAAAGGCGUGCUACGUCUGCCAUAAGCCCUCGAGCAGCGUGAUGAUUACGCCCGACAACAAGCUCGGUUGGUAUGGAACAGCAUUAGUAACAUCGUUGAAGGAUUUUUUCUACAUUUGUCCUAUUCAUCUGAAGGAUCGGCAUUUCUGCUCUCCUAUCGUUGACACAGAGGAAGAGGAAAAGAAGAAGAAAGAAGAAGCAUUAGCAAAAGAGAUCGAGAAAGUAAAGAAGGAGUACGAAGAGAGACAGAAAAAGAAGAAAGAGAAGUCGAAAGAAAAGAAGUCCGACGAAGAGUCAAAGAAGGAAGAAGGAUCAUCCACCGACAAAAAGGCGGACAAUGACGAGAAGGAACAAGACGAUAAGAUCGAAUCCCUCAAGAAGUCAGCACAAUCCACGUCGACGUCCACGUCGGAUGACGGGCCUCGUAUUUUCGCAUUGCAUAAAAAUUUCUACCAGAUGCGCAUCGACAGACUGCGUAAUCUCGAGGCUGCCAAGAGAAAUCGUCAGCGCCUACAGGAUCCCUCGUUUUUCCCGUCUGUCCCGUCCAAAGGGCUCUGA